AUGCUUGCGAAUGAAUGCAAAAGCCUAAAGGUUAUCGAUCUGCCAUCUGAUUCUGAGGAACCAGAAUCAAUGGAAUCGGAAACAACGGAAGCAAGAGAAUCCUCUACUGAUUCUGCUACCAGAGAUUUUCCACAAAUUUCCACAUUUCCGAAUUCCGUCGUAUCGUCAACUGGACGGAGGUUUCUUCCAAUAAUGAGAGAAGGUAUGGAUCAGAUGUCCGAACAGUUCCAAUCAGAUGAUGAUGUCUUACUUAAAAAGAAAAUCGCGGUGAUCAUCCAACAGACAGUGCACGAUACUACCAAGAAAGUUACAUCCGUUCAGAAAGUCAAGGAGCGAGUGAGGGAUCAGCCACCAUAUAAAGCUGGAUAUAUAUUGAGUUUAGUGAGAAAGUCAAGGUUGAUGUUGAAUGAUUUAUUUAAUUUAGCAGUGAAGCACAGAGACAACUGGAAAGCUUUGCAGCAGUUGAAGGUAUUCGAGUACAUAGUACACACAAAUGUGGAUACUACGAAUCUGGUUCGGCAACUUGUGGAAGUACAUAUUCAGUACCUGAACAGUACACAGUCUUCUAAGAAGCGAGUAGUAUUACUAUAG
Molecule: messenger RNA, 591 nt
Organism: Arctia plantaginis
Lineage: Eukaryota; Metazoa; Arthropoda; Insecta; Lepidoptera; Erebidae
Source: the annotation of a GenBank genome assembly